Candoia aspera is the source of this 3420-nucleotide messenger RNA. Its product is annotated as vomeronasal type-2 receptor 26-like. Gene Ontology annotation, cellular component: plasma membrane. Gene Ontology annotation, molecular function: G protein-coupled receptor activity. Gene Ontology annotation, biological process: G protein-coupled receptor signaling pathway. NCBI's taxonomy places the organism in Eukaryota, Metazoa, Chordata, Lepidosauria, Squamata, Candoiidae. The record is from RefSeq and is a predicted model, not a curated record. The transcript is spliced from 9 exons.
AUGUGGCAGCAGCCUUGGAAGAUAGAAACGGGAGAAGAAUCCAUAUCUGGAAGGGAAUACUUCAGUAUGAGGAUUGGGGUGAUUGCAGUGUUACUGCUUGUGUUACUUUUUCGCUCUGUAUGCAAGAGACAUUCUAUUAAUUGCAACAUAUCUGAGGAUCCACUUCCUAUACCGCACCAGUUUUCUCAGCCAGGAAAUACUAUCGUUGGUGCAAUAGUCACUCAAGCCUUUAUGUUCCAGAAUGAACUUUCUUUCAUGGAACAACCUGCUCGGAUGUUGGUUGAUGAAGUUGUUUCUGUGCCAAAGGUAUAUCAGCAAAUCCUUGCCUUGGUGUUUGCUGUGAAAGAAAUCAACAAGAGCACCAAGCUCUUACCAAACAUCACACUGGGUUUCCAGAUUCUCAACAAUUACCUCACUGCAAGGAUAACCUAUAAGGCAACCAUGAGCCUGCUUUGUACAUACCAAAGUUUUGUCCCCAACUGUUCCUGUGAUCCAAAGAAAAAGCUAAUUGCUGCCAUUGGAGGGAGUUUGACAGAAGCCUCAUCCAUCAUGGCCACCAUUCUUGCCAACUACAAGAUUCCACAGCUUGCUUAUGGAUCAUUUUCCCCAAUCCAUGGUGAGACAAAUAACUUUCCAUUCUUGUACCAAAUGGUCCCAAAUGAAGUACAUCAGUACACUGGGGUUAUCCGAUUACUUCAGUAUUUUGAAUGGACAUGGAUUGGGCUCUUGGUUGUGGAUGAUGACUAUGGGGACAUGUUUUUGCAGAGAAUGGUGGGAAUUUGCAUCGUGUGGCUGAGUACCUCUCCUCCUUUCCCAGAUACAGCUCUGCACUCACGGAAGGAGGAGAUCAUACUGGAAUGCAACGAGGGCUCAGUGAUCAUGUUUUACUGUGUCCUGGGUUAUAUGGGUUUCCUGGCUAGUGUCAGCUUUCAUAUGGCUUUCCAAGCCAGGAAGUUGCCCAACAGUUUCAAUGAGGCCAAGUUUAUCACUUUCAGCAUGUUGGUCUUUGCAGCUUCUGAGCCAAAGUUGUAUCAGCAAAUCCUUUCUUUGGUGUUUGCUGUCAAAGAGAUCAACAGGAAUCCUGAGCUAUUACCAAACAUCACAUUGGGUUUCCACAUUGUGAACAACUACUUCACUGCAAGGAUAACCUAUAAGGCAAUGUUGAGCCUACUUUGUACACACCAGAGGUUUGUUCCCAACUUUACCUGUGGUUUGAAGAAAAAGUUUAUUGCUGCCAUUGGAGGACGUUUGACAGAAGCUUCAUCCAUCAUGGCCACUGUGCUUGCCAACUACAAGAUUCCACAGCUUGCCUAUGGAACAUUUACACCCAUACACGAUGACAAAAAUAUAUUUCCAUUCUUGUACCAGAUGGUCCCAAAUGAAGUCCAUCAAUAUACUGGGGUUAUCCGAUUACUUCAGCAUUUUGGAUGGACGUGGAUUGGGCUCUUGGCUGUGGAUGAUGACUAUGGGGAUAUGUUUUUGCAGAAAAUUGUACCGUUGCUUUCCCAAAACAACAUUUGUUAUGCUUUCAUACUUAGAACACCAAAGCGGACAUAUGUAGAUGAAUAUAUACACUUGAUUUCAGUGGAGUUGAGAUAUGAUCAACUCUUUAUGGAACAUAAAGUCAAUGUGUACUUAAUCUAUGGAGCACCUCCAUCUCUGCAAAAUCUGAGAGUGAUAAUCCUUCUAGCAUCUUUUACUUCAUUGCCACCUUUGUGCAAAGUGUGGAUUGUUACAACCCAUUAGAAUUUUGAAUCAUUGUCUAUGCAGAAGCUUUGGGAUAUACAGAGUUUCCAUGGUGCUCUUUCAUUCACAAUUCGCUCCAAAGAACCACCUGGAUUCCAAGAAUUUGUUCACACUGUAAGGCCAUCCUGGUCAAAAGAAGACAAUUUUAUUCAGAAUUUUUGGGAGCAGGCAUUUGACUGCCCAUUACACUUGUCCAGUGUAAAUGAAGAUAACAAAUUAUUGUGCACUGGGGAUGAGAAGUUAGAGAGUCUACCUAGUACUUUUUUUGAAAUGAACAUGAAUGGCCACAGUUACAAUGUCUAUAAUGCAGUCUACAUCAUGGCAUAUUCUUUGCAUGUCUUACUCAAGUCCAGAUCCAGACAUAUAAGUUUAAUGGGAACAGAGCAAUUGAUAUUUCAUAAUUUAAAACCGUGGCAGUUUCAUUCUUUGUUGAAAAGCAUCAUAUUCAACAACAGUAUGGGAGACACUAUCAGUUUUGAUGAAAACAGAGAAUUAAUUACGGGUUUUGAUGUUGUAAACUGGAUCACUUUCCCCAAUAAUUCCUUUACUCGAGUCAAAGUGGGAACAUUGGAACCUCAGGCUCCACCAAGCAGAGAAUUAACCCUUAAUGACAAUCAAAUUGUAUGGCACAGAAGCUUUAAUCAGGUGCUGCCUCUCUCUGUGUGCAAUGACCACUGCUAUCCAGGCUACAGCAGAAAGAAGAAGGAGGGAGAGAAAUUUUGCUGCUACGUUUGCGCACCAUGUCCAGAAGGGCAGAUCUCUGACAAAAUAGAUAUGGAUGCCUGCAUGAAAUGUCCAGAAGAUCAGUAUCCCAACAAGAUCCACAACCAAUGUAUUCCCAAGGUAUCUACCUAUCUCUCCUAUGAAGAACCUUUGGGAAUCCUCUUUAUUAUAUUGACUAUUUUUUUCUCUUUGAUUACAACCUUUGUGCUUGGAAUCUUUUGGAUGCAUCUGGAGACUCCUAUAGUCCGAGCCAAUAACUGGAGCCUCACUUGUAUCCUCCUCCUCUCCCUUCUUCUCUGCUUCCUCUGCUCCUUCCUCUUCAUCGGAAGGCCUCAGAAGAUGACCUGCCUUCUCCGGCAAACAACUUAUGGCAUCAUCUUCUCAGUGGCCCUUUCGUCUGUAUUGGCCAAAACCAUGACUGUGAUUCUGGCAUUCAUGGCAACCAAGCCAGGCUCUGGAAUGAGGAAAUGGGUAGGGAAAGGACUGACCAAUUCUAUUGUCCUUUUGGGUUCCUUCAUGCAGGUGGGAAUUUGCAUAGUGUGGCUGAGUACCUCUCCUCCUUUCCCAGAUACAGACUUGCACUCACGGAAGAGGGAAAUCAUACUGGAAUGUAACGAGGGCUCAGUGGUCAUGUUUUACUGUGUCCUGGGUUACAUGGGUUUCCUGGCUAGUGUCAGCUUUCAUAUGGCUUUCCAAGCCAGGAAGUUGCCCAACAGUUUCAAUGAGGCCAAGUUUAUCACUUUCAGCAUGUUGGUCUUUUGCAGCGUUUGGCUGUCAUUUGUUCCAACCUACCUGAGCACCAAAGGAAAGUACAUGGUAGCUGUGGAGAUCUUCUCUAUCUUAUCCUCCAGUGCUGGCUUACUGGGAUGUAUAUUUUCCCCCAAAUGCUAUAUCAUUUUAUUGAGGCCUGAGAUGAACAAGAAGGAACAUUUAAUAAGGAAAGAAAAUUAA